Molecule: messenger RNA, 1230 nt
Organism: Melospiza georgiana
Lineage: Eukaryota; Metazoa; Chordata; Aves; Passeriformes; Passerellidae
Product: splicing factor YJU2-like
Exons: 1
Coding region: 4-951 (315 amino acids)
Biological process (GO): mRNA splicing, via spliceosome
Cellular component (GO): U2-type catalytic step 1 spliceosome
Source: RefSeq, a predicted model, not a curated record
GCCAUGUCGGAACGGAAAGUGCUGAACAAAUAUUACCCCCCAGACUUCGAUCCUGCCAAGAUCCCCAAGCUGAGGCUCCCAAAGGACCGGCAGUACGUGGUGAGGCUCAUGGCCCCCUUCAACAUGAGGUGCAGGACGUGUGGGGAGUACAUCUACAAGGGCAAGAAGUUCAACGCCCGCAAGGAGACGGUGCAGAACAAGUCCUACCUGGGGCUGCCCAUCUUCCGCUUCUACAUCAAGUGCCCGCGCUGCCUGGCUGAGAUCACCUUCAAGACAGACCCCCAGAACACGGAUUACGCCAUGGAGCACGGCGCCACCAGGAACUUCCAGGCACAGAAGCUCCUGGAGGAGGAGGAGAAGAGGAUGCAGAAGGAGAGGGAAGCGGAGGAGCUCAACAAUCCCAUGAAGGUCCUGGAGAACCGAAGCAAGGACUCCAAGCUGGAGAUGGAGGUCCUGGAGAACCUGCAGGAGCUGAAGGAGCUCAACCAGCACCAGGCCAACGUGGAUUUUGAAGCCAUGCUGAAGCAGCACAAGGAGGUGGAGGAGACGCAGAAGCGCAAGGAGCAGGAGGAGGAUGAGCAGGAGAUGAAGGCCAUGUUGGAACAGGCCCAGAACUGCCGGCUCCUGGUGGAUUCUGACUCUGAUGAUGAACCAACAAAACACUGUCCAAAUCCCACAGCCCAAACAAAACCCAGGGAUAUCCUGCAGGAGGACACCCAGAGCAAGAGGCUGAUGAUGGAGAGCUGGGAGUGCAGCUUGGGCAAGCUCAGCAGCAGGGCCCAGCUGGCCAGGCUGGUGGCCCGCAGGAAGGAGAAGCCACAUCCUGCCCUGGAUAAGGGGAUGGAAACCCGAGGCACCACAGCCACCACCAGCUCACUUCCAGCAGCAGCAGCAGCCAUGUCCUCGCUGGGUUUGCUGGGAGCCUACUGGGACAGCGAGGACAGAGACUGAAGGGCCAGCAGAGUGGGGACAGAGAAGGGACAGGGCUGUCCCCGCUCCCUGCUGCUCCUGGAACCCGACACGGAGCAGAUCCCACCUUUGCAGAGACUGGGAGCUCCUCCAGUCCCUCACUGUGGGGACAGGGCUGUCCUGCCAUCACCAGCCCCCUAGAUGUCCCCAGGAGCUCAGGGACAAACCCCUCCCUGCUGUUCCGUGCUUGCUGGACUUCAGCAGCCACAACACUGGGAAAAAUGGGAUCUGGCAAAACAAAACAAAACAAAAAACAAAAAA